Messenger RNA from Zeugodacus cucurbitae (melon fly), 817 nucleotides. Its product is annotated as larval cuticle protein 65Ag1. Lineage: Eukaryota; Metazoa; Arthropoda; Insecta; Diptera; Tephritidae. The record is from RefSeq and is a predicted model, not a curated record. Gene Ontology annotation, cellular component: chitin-based extracellular matrix. Gene Ontology annotation, molecular function: structural constituent of chitin-based larval cuticle. Bases 261 to 575 code for a protein of 104 amino acids. The transcript has 2 exons.
GGCUGUGGCAAGCAUUAAUUGUUCAGUACUUCGACGAGUCGCAAGUAAACGAGCGGCCAGACCCAUCAGCCACCAUCCAAUAUAACCCAAACUAUUGGCAUAACCUUUAAGGAAAAAAAAAUCACAAAACGUUUCGACACAAAAGUGAAAAUAAAAACAAAAAUCAACCGUUACCCGUAAUAAACGCGUGUGUUUGUGUGCAACUUUGAAACCGUGUCCCAUUUACACCAAGAAGUCUUACGUAAUCUCACUCAUUAAAAAUGAAGUUUGUUAUUGUAUUUGUUGUUGUUGGCAUUGCCGCCGUCUUGGCUGCACCAGCACCACAACAAGAAGCACAGGUUUUGCGCUAUGAUUCCGAUGUGGAGCCUGAGGGAUAUAAAUUUCUUGUUGAGACCAGCGAUGGCAAAUUACACGAGGAAGAGGGCAAAUUGAAGGAUGUCGGCACCGAUCAUGAGGCGAUCGUUGUACGCGGUUCAUUCUCCUAUGUCGGCGAUGAUGGUCAGACCUAUACUGUAAACUACAUCGCCGAUGAGAAUGGUUUCCAACCGGAGGGCGCUCAUCUGCCACAUGUCUAAGCUGAACGGAAAAUUAUGCGUCGGCGUUCCUUUUUUUCUACCGCAAAACUACCACCCUGUACGAGUACUUAGUUUAAAACGAGCGGGCAUAUCCAGCGAUUUAAUAUACAUUGUGUUAACUAGGUUUAAGCUACACAAAUACAUACAUACACACAUACAGCAUAAGUGAACAAGUUGUAAAACAAAUAAUGAAGUGCGAGCAUGAGCAAAAUAAAUUGUGUUAAUGACUUGAAGUAAUCGAA